Messenger RNA from Zingiber officinale, 1922 nucleotides. RefSeq names its product phospho-2-dehydro-3-deoxyheptonate aldolase 2, chloroplastic-like. Lineage: Eukaryota; Viridiplantae; Streptophyta; Magnoliopsida; Zingiberales; Zingiberaceae. The record is from RefSeq and is a predicted model, not a curated record. The coding region runs from base 58 to 1677 and encodes 539 amino acids. Gene Ontology annotation, molecular function: 3-deoxy-7-phosphoheptulonate synthase activity. The transcript is spliced from 5 exons. Gene Ontology annotation, biological process: aromatic amino acid biosynthetic process.
GGUUUCUGUAAGGCUAACUCUUCUCUUAUCGAAAAGGGUGGGCCAACUUUUCGAGUAAUGGCGCUCGCCAAUGGCACCGCCCUCCUCCCCCGCUACCACCAACCCCUCCCUUGCUCCGCGGACGUCUCCUCCUCCCUUGCUUUCAUCUCGCCGUUCCUCCGUGCCGCUCGGAAGAAAGCCUUGAUUCGCCCGGUCUCCGCCGUCUACGCCGCGGGAACAACGGCCAAGAAUCCAGUCAAAGGCAAGGAGCCGACGGCAGUAGCGGACGCGAAGAAGGGAAAAUGGUCGGUGGAUAGCUGGAAGGCUAAGAAUGCUCUCCAACUGCCGGAGUACCCGGACAAAAUGGAGCUGGAGGCGGUGCUCAAGACGAUCGAGGAGUUCCCGCCGAUCGUGUUUGCUGGAGAGGCCCGCCACCUGGAAGAGCGGCUCACGGAUGCUGCUUUCGGCAAGGCGUUCCUCUUAGUAGGGGGCGAUUGCGCUGAGAGUUUCAAAGAGUUCAACGGCAUUAACAUCAGGGACACCUUCCGGAUUCUCCUUCAGAUGGGCGUCGUUCUCACGUUCGGAGGCCAGAUGCCUGUCGUCAAGGUCGGAAGGAUGGCUGGGCAGUUCGCGAAGCCUAGGUCGGAUCCUUUCGAAGAGAGGAACGGCGUCAAGCUUCCAAGCUACAGAGGGGACAACAUCAACGGUGAUUCGUUCAACGAGAAGUCGAGAUUUCCUGACCCUCAGAGGAUGAUCCGGGCCUACAGCCAGUCUGCGGCGACGCUCAACCUUCUCCGGGGGUUUGCCGCCGGUGGCUAUGCUGCAAUGCAACGCGUUACCCGGUGGAACCUCGACUUCAUUGAGCACAGUGAGCUAGGAGACAAGUAUCAAGAAUUGGCCCACCGCGUGGAUGAGGCUUUGGGGUUCAUGGCUGCAGCAGGACUCACUGUCGAGCACCCGUCCAUGACGACAACUGAGUUUUGGACCUCCCACGAGUGCCUUCUCCUUCCCUACGAGCAUGCCCUCACACGCAAGGAUUCCACCACCGGUCUCUUCUAUGAUUGCUCCGCCCACUUCCUCUGGGUGGGAGAGAGAACCCGUCAACUUGAUGGUGCCCAUGUUGAAUUUCUCCGCGGCGUCGCCAAUCCUCUCGGUAUCAAGGUAAGUGAUAAGAUGGAUCCUAACGAACUCGUGAAGCUGAUUGAGAUUCUCAAUCCCCAGAACAAGCCUGGGAGGAUAACCAUUAUAACAAGGAUGGGGGCAGACAACUUGAGAGUAAAGCUCCCUCAUCUAAUUAAGGCCGUUCGGAGAGCUGGACAGAUUGUAACCUGGGUCAGUGAUCCCAUGCACGGGAACACCAUCAAGGCCCCUUGUGGUCUCAAGACUCGACCUUUUGACUCAAUUCUGGCUGAAGUCAGAGCAUUUUUUGAUGUCCAUGAGCAAGAAGGAAGCCACCCUGGAGGGGUGCACCUGGAGAUGACUGGGCAAAACGUGACAGAGUGCAUUGGUGGAUCGCGGACUGUCACUUUCGACGACCUGUCUUUGCGCUACCACACCCAUUGUGACCCCCGGCUCAAUGCUUCCCAAUCUCUCGAGCUGGCAUUCAUUAUCGCUGAGCGAUUGAGGAAGACGAGGAUUGCAUCAAAGUCCCACAAUCCAUUCAAGCAGUUGGACUCCCGGCCUAAUCUGGGAUUGUGAGGGACAGUUUGUCCUUCAAUGCUGCAGGGUAUGCUCUACUUGGGAUGCUGAAGUAAUUGUUCCUCAUCGUCAUACGAAUAAGCGGGUAAAGUUGCCUGUUGAGUGCCUGAUGGAAAUUCAAAAUCUUCGUGUUUUAGGCCACGAUUUAUUAUAUUUUUCAUGUUGAGUGCCUAUAAAAAUUGCUUUGCCCUUUGAACGAAAAUAAAUAUCGAGAUAAUUGACGCACCAUGCUGGCGCAGCCGGAC